AUGACCACCGACAAUCAGAUUCAAGCCUUCGAAACUUCCUCAGAAUUUCUCGAUACCUUCCAACAACUACAGGAAGGCGAGAAGACGGCUGAAAGGCUUGAAAAGAUGCUCGAUCAACUGGAGGGGAAAUUGGAUGAAUUGUUAUCGGAGGCCCAAGAAGCAAACCUUGACAGUGAGAAACCGGACGAUAAGACUGAUUCUGUGCAGCACCGACAAGAUCAAUAG
Molecule: messenger RNA, 225 nt
Organism: Lachancea meyersii CBS 8951
Lineage: Eukaryota; Fungi; Ascomycota; Saccharomycetes; Saccharomycetales; Saccharomycetaceae
Source: the annotation of a GenBank genome assembly